AUGACCAGUUCAGAUGGAAUGACAUCAGUCAGUAACCAGAGAAAUAAAAUAGUCCUUUUGGGAGAACAGAGUGCUGGGAAAACUUCCAUCGUUACUAGAUUCGUGUACGACCACUAUAUACCAGCUUACGCGGCAACUAUCGGUAUUGAUUUUUUGAGUAAAGUUGUCACCGUCAACCAGAGGACUAUGCGUCUCCAGCUGUGGGAUACAGCUGGACAGGAAAGGUUCAGGUCGCUGAUGCCGAGUUAUAUACGAGAUUCCUCUUCAGCAAUCGUUGUAUACGAUAUCACAAACAGAGAGUCUUUCGAGAGGACCAGGAACUGGAUUAAAGAUAUAAAAGAUAUGAGAGGGGACAAAGCUGUUAUAGUUGUGGUUGGAAAUAAAACAGAUUUAUUAGAUAAAAGGACUGUUUCCUUUGAGGAAGGGGAAAGUCUCGCUAAGGAGAUGAAUUGCUUUUUCCGGGAGACUAGUGCUAAAAAUGGAGAUAAUGUACAGGAAUUAUUUACACUAGUGGCAAGCGAAUUGCUCAAGACAAUCGAACCAGAACCAGUCAACGAUAGACUGGUGGACAUUGAUUUAAGGCCCUCAGCACCAAGCGAAAAUACAGGUUGUGUGGGUCGAAGCUCUGUAGGAUUUUCUAGUUUAACUAAGAUGUGUCAACGAAACUAG
Molecule: messenger RNA, 669 nt
Organism: Theileria orientalis strain Shintoku
Lineage: Eukaryota; Apicomplexa; Aconoidasida; Piroplasmida; Theileriidae
Product: small GTP binding protein rab6
Exons: 6
Coding region: 1-669 (222 amino acids)
Molecular function (GO): GTPase activity; GTP binding
Source: RefSeq, a predicted model, not a curated record